This is a messenger RNA of Marmota flaviventris (yellow-bellied marmot), 1689 nucleotides long. RefSeq names its product NOP53 ribosome biogenesis factor (gene Nop53). Gene Ontology annotation, biological process: ribosomal large subunit assembly; rRNA processing. NCBI's taxonomy places the organism in Eukaryota, Metazoa, Chordata, Mammalia, Rodentia, Sciuridae. Gene Ontology annotation, cellular component: nucleolus. Gene Ontology annotation, molecular function: 5S rRNA binding. The record is from RefSeq and is a predicted model, not a curated record.
GACUGAGUACUUCCUUUAACAAGAUGGCGGCAGGAAGCAAUGGCGAUCGUGCUAGACGCUGCUCGAAAAGCAAUGCUGAUUCUGGCUUCCUGGGCCUGCGACCCACGUCGGUGGACCCAGCGCUGAAGCGGCGACGGCGGGGCCCAAGAAAUAAGAAGCGGGGCUGGCGGCGACUCGCUCAGGAGCCGCUGGGGCUGGAGGUUGAUCAGUUCCUGGAGGACGUGCGGCUACAGGAGCGCACGACCGGUGGCUUAGUGUCAGAGGCCCCUGAUGAAAAACUGUUCUUCGUGGACACUGGCUCCAAGGAGAAAGAGCGGAAAAGGAAGAAGACUCGGGUCCAGAAGAAAUCGCUGCUCCUCCAGAAACCCCUGCGGGUGGACCUUGUCCUUGAGAACACAUCCAAGAUCCCUGCCCCCAAAGACAUCCUCGCUCACCAGGUCCCCAAUGCCAAGAAACUCCGGCGGAAGGAGCAGCUAUGGGAGAAGCUGGCGAAGCAGGGCGAGCUGCCCCGGGACGUGCGCAGGGCCCAGGCCCGGCUUCUCAACCCUCCUAUGGCCAAGACCAAGCCUGGGCCGGAGGACACCAUCCAGCGGCCCUUCUAUGACCUCUGGGCCCCGGACAACCCUCUGGACAAGCCGCUGGAGGGCCAGGAUGCCUUCUUCCUGGAGCAGACCAAGAAGAAGGGAGUGAGGCGGCCACCUCGUCUCCACAUCAAGCCCUCCCCGGCACCUGCUGUGGAGGUGACACCUGCAGGAGCCUCCUACAACCCGACCUUCGAGGACCACCAGGCCCUGCUCUUGGCGGCCCAUGAAGUGGAGCUGCAGCGUGAGAAAGAGGCUGGAAAGCUGGAGCGCAGGCUGGCCCUGCCCGCCACAGAGCAGGCGGCCACCCAGGCGUCCACCUUCCGGGAGCUGUGCGAGGGGCUGCUGGAGGAGUCUGACGGGGAGGCUGAGCAGGACACGGGUGAGGAGCCGGAGGCCGGAGGUGCCGAGACCUCGCAGGCACCUGGCCACCUGCCCUCCGUGGAGAAGAAAACAGAGCAGCAGCGGCGGCGGGAGAAGGCCGCGCGGAGGCUGAGGGUGCAGCAGGUGGCGCUGCGGGCUGCCCGGCUCAGGCACCAGGAGCUCUUCAGGCUGCGGGGGAUCAAGGCACAGGUGGCCCAGCGGCUGGCAGAGCUGGCAAGGCGACGGGAGCAGCGGCGGAUUCGGCGGCUGGCCGAGGCAGACAAGCCCCGCAGGCUGGGGCGGCUCAAGUACCAGGCUCCUGACAUUGAUGUGCAGCUCAGCGAUGAACUGUCCGGCUCGCUCAGGACCCUGAAGCCCGAGGGCCACAUCCUGCGUGACCGCUUCAAGAGCUUCCAGAGGAGGAACAUGAUCGAGCCUCGGGAGCGGGCCAAGUUCAAACGCAAGUACAAAGUGAAGCUGGUGGAGAAGCGGGCGUUCCGCGAGAUCCAGUUAUAGCGGCUGAUGCCAGCGCCCUGCUCCUCAGUGAAGCACCUCUGAGCCACAUGUGCCCACCUGUCUGUGAUCCCAGUGGCUCAGGAGGCUGAGCAGGAGGAUCUCAAGUUCUAAGCCAGCCUCGGCAACUUAGCAGACUGUCUCAAAAAAUAAAGAGCUGGGGAUGCUGCUCAGUGGGAAAGCAGGUUCAGGCCCUAGUCGUGAAAAAAAUAAAGCCUCUUCCACCGCCCCA